This is a messenger RNA of Lacerta agilis (Sand lizard), 307 nucleotides long. RefSeq names its product small nuclear ribonucleoprotein E. Gene Ontology annotation, cellular component: U1 snRNP; U5 snRNP; U2 snRNP. NCBI's taxonomy places the organism in Eukaryota, Metazoa, Chordata, Lepidosauria, Squamata, Lacertidae. Gene Ontology annotation, molecular function: RNA binding. The coding region runs from base 20 to 307 and encodes 95 amino acids. The transcript has a single exon. Gene Ontology annotation, biological process: mRNA splicing, via spliceosome; spliceosomal snRNP assembly. The record is from RefSeq and is a predicted model, not a curated record.
CCCAGCCCAGCUCCUGGCCAUGGCGUACCGUGGGCAGUGCCAGAAGGUGCAGAAAGUGAUGGUUCAGCCCAUCAACCUCAUCUUCAGAUACCUACAGAAUAGGUCCAGAAUUCAGGUGUGGCUGUAUGAACAGGUGAACAUGAGGAUAGAAGGCUGUGUUAUUGGAUUUGAUGAAUAUAUGAACUUGGUUCUGGAUGAUGCUGAGGAUAUUCACUCCAAGACAAAAUCAAGGAAACAGCUGGGUCGAAUCAUGUUAAAUGGAGACAAUAUUACUCUUCUACAGAGUGUAACUAGAAAUGGCUAUUGA